This is a messenger RNA of Aspergillus novofumigatus IBT 16806, 1344 nucleotides long. RefSeq lists its product as uncharacterized. The transcript has a single exon. The record is from RefSeq and is a predicted model, not a curated record. The coding region runs from base 1 to 1344 and encodes 447 amino acids. Lineage: Eukaryota; Fungi; Ascomycota; Eurotiomycetes; Eurotiales; Aspergillaceae.
AUGGCAAACACCUCCCUAGCUACACUCCCAGUUGAGCUCCUCACGCUGAUCAGCUCCUAUUUAUGCCCCCUGCGCUGUGGGAAAUAUCCCUACAGCGUGAGUCAGAAGCACCUCUCCAGACUCAGUCGCACAUGUCGUCGGCUCCGCGAUGUCUGCCAACCGCUUCUGUUCGCCUACUACCGCCAUUCCUCCCAAUCCGCGACGUCUCUUCUCUCUUUUCUCCGCACACUGGAUGCUCGUCCUGGUCUCGCAAAUUACGUGACGAAUCUGGACUUUCAUGAGCCAGGCCAAGACGAUACCCUCAACGACGAAGAUCAACAGCUAGUGGAGAGCUGCAUCGCCAAGCUCGGACUGCCCUCAUUGCCGGCCGACUGGCACGACUAUCUCGGCGUGGAACGACGACUACUUUCGGCAGAACUUGUAGUCGCGUCGUGUCCGAAUAUCGAGGUCCUCAGGCUGCCCAUGAACCCGGAAUGGAUGAUGAGCGUGGUUGCCUCGCUUCCAAAGGACUUUGUCUUUGCAAAGUUGAAGAAGCUAGAUAUUUGGCUUUACUAUGUCAGUGGCGACCACUAUGGUAUUGGGUACGGGAAGAUUAGCGGGCUGUUGCAUGCGUCACCGAACCUGGAGCAUCUCUCUCUUCCCUCCAUCGAGACAUUUUAUCCCGGCGCAGCGGGAGUACCUACCCUAGAGAAGCUGAGGCACCUCGAUCUCGGUGAGGGUGCGCCGUCGCCGUAUUUUCUCAAGUGUGUUUUAGAGGCGUGUCCGAAUCUCGAGAAGUUCCGAUUGCAUUGGGUCGAUUCGGACGGAUACGACGAAGACUCCGAAGAGUGGUCGCCUUUAGAUGGAUGGCGCGCCCUGAAACAUGUUCAGAGCUCUGUCCGCGAGAUCAUCUUUGAAACCGUUAUUGAGUUCCGGGACGAUGACAACCUUGAAGAAGGCGUUUCGACGCUGCGCGACUUUGCACACUUGGAGAUCCUCAAAGUCAAUAGCUUCGCUCUGCAAGCGCUGUAUAAGGUCUGGACACAUCAUAACCGCCACGGCAGUAUGGAGGGAUUCGUAUACCAAGUGUUUCCCUCCGCGAUUGUGGAGCUUACUAUCUGGGAUCCCUAUGCGUCUUUAAUUGAGGCUGUCCGUCUUCUCGCUCGAGAGUCAGCUCGCGAGCAGUAUCCCCAUCUAGCGAGGAUAACGAUUUCUCAGUCCGAAUGUCUAUCGAGUUAUAGUUUUGAUGCGGUGCAGUGGAUCAGACAAGAAGCCUCUGUGAGGCGGGAGUUUGAGUGUUCGAGGAUAGAGUUGUGCAUGGAACUGCCACCAGCCCUCGAUUACCCAGAUUUCCCCUAUUCUUAA